Molecule: messenger RNA, 883 nt
Organism: Sorex fumeus (smoky shrew)
Lineage: Eukaryota; Metazoa; Chordata; Mammalia; Eulipotyphla; Soricidae
Gene: MRAS
Product: muscle RAS oncogene homolog
Exons: 6
Coding region: 140-766 (208 amino acids)
Biological process (GO): signal transduction
Cellular component (GO): plasma membrane
Molecular function (GO): GTPase activity; GTP binding; GDP binding
Source: RefSeq, a predicted model, not a curated record
GGCGGGGCGGCCGCGGGCCCGGCGCGCGCGAGCCUCAGUCUGCCCGGGGCCGGCGGGCGCGGCGCUGCCUCCUCCCGGGCGGCGGCGGGGAGGAGGCGGCCUGGGGGCGCGAGCCGAGCGGGUCUGACCUGCGGCCACUAUGGCCACCAGCGCCGUUCCCAGCGACAACCUCCCCACCUACAAGCUGGUGGUGGUGGGAGACGGGGGCGUGGGCAAGAGUGCCCUCACCAUCCAGUUUUUCCAGAAGAUCUUUGUGCCUGACUACGACCCCACCAUCGAAGACUCCUACCUGAAACACACAGAGAUUGACAAUCAGUGGGCCAUCUUGGAUGUGCUGGACACAGCGGGCCAGGAAGAGUUCAGCGCCAUGCGGGAGCAGUACAUGCGCACGGGUGAUGGCUUCCUCAUCGUCUUCUCCGUCACUGACAAGGCCAGCUUCGAGCACGUGGACCGCUUCCAUCAGCUCAUCCUGCGUGUCAAGGACAGGGAGUCCUUCCCCAUGAUCCUCGUGGCCAACAAGGUGGAUCUGAUGCACCUGAGGAAGAUCACGAGGGAGCAAGGGAAGGAGAUGGCGACCAAACACAGCAUUCCCUACAUCGAGACCAGCGCCAAGGACCCACCUCUGAAUGUGGACAAAGCCUUCCAUGACCUGGUCCGGGUCAUCAGGCAACAGAUUCCGGAAAAGAGCCAGAAGAAGAAGAAGAAAACCAAGUGGCGGGGGGACCGAGCCACCGGCACCCACAAACUACAGUGUGUGAUUUUGUGACAGGCCCGAGGCCCCGGGCACAGGGACCAGGAACUGGCCAGGCCUCAGGAGCCCGCGGCGGCUGGACCGCGCCGAGAACCUGGGGCUGGAAGGGGGAACAGGGGUGCGCGUGGCCUG